Messenger RNA from Staurois parvus, 453 nucleotides. The record is from the annotation of a GenBank genome assembly. NCBI's taxonomy places the organism in Eukaryota, Metazoa, Chordata, Amphibia, Anura, Ranidae.
AUGAUAUGGAGGGGAUUGGGACACCUGAAUCACAUGAUAUGGAGGGGAUUGGAACACCUGAAUCACAUGAUAUGGAGGGGAUUGGAACACCUGAAUCACAUGAUAUGGAGGGGAUUGGAGCACCUGAAUCACAUGAUAUGGAGGGGAUUGGAGCACCUGAAUCACAUGAUAUGGAGGGGAUUGGAGCACCUGAAUCACAUGAUAUGGAAGGGAUUGGAACACCUGAAUCACAUGAUUGGGAGGGGAUUGGAACACUUGAAUCACAUGAUAUGGAGGGGAUUGGAACACCUGAAUCACAUGAUAUGGAGGGGAUUGGAACACCUGAAUCACAUGAUAUGGAGGGGAUUGGAGCACCUGAAUCACAUGAUUGGGAGGGGAUUGGAACACUUGAAUCACAUGAUAUGGAGGGGAUUGGAACACCUGAAUCACAUGAUAUGGAGGGGGCGGGGACAA